Adineta steineri is the source of this 966-nucleotide messenger RNA. NCBI's taxonomy places the organism in Eukaryota, Metazoa, Rotifera, Eurotatoria, Adinetida, Adinetidae. The record is from the annotation of a GenBank genome assembly.
AUGGUAGCUAUUACUCGUGGUACAUUAGCACGCAAACUUCAAUCAUCAAAUAAAACUAUAAGUACAGUUGUAUCAGGCACUGUAAGAAAACAAUCUACUAAAAAGAAGACAAGAACAGUUAAACAAUGUACAUUAUCAUCAUCAUCUAAUAGUACUACUUCACCGCCAUUGCAAUUAUAUAAUGAGGUGGCAGGCAAAAGUAAUAUUAUUGGUGCUAGUAAAUAUGAUCUUUAUGGUAAUGCAACAGGAAGAGAAUAUGAUUUGGGUCGAGAUGGAGCAUUUAGGGCAUAUAAUAUUUUAAUUGCACAAUUAUAUAGUGAUGUUCCGUUUGAUGAUGUAGCAAUGCAAAAACCAAUUGAUGAACUAAAUGUUAAAGGCUUUCAAGUGAAACACGUCAAAACCGAGGACGAAUGUAUAAAAGAACUUGCUUCAAAUCGUUAUGAGAUCGCAUGGAUUAUAAGUACUAGUCGUAUUCAAAACUCAAAAUUUAUUUCAGCCUUAACAGCUUUUCAUUCAACUGGUGGUGGUAUUUUUUUAUUUGCUGAUAAUCCACCAUACACAUGUCAUGCAUCUGAAUUUCUUAAAACACAAUUUGGUAUUACUGUCGAUGGGUGUUAUCAAGCUACACAAACACUGACAUACAAAGAAAAUGGUCAUCAACAAACUGGAAAUUUUGGUCAACAUGAAAUCUUUACCGGAAUUACACAUUUGUACGAAGGUCAUACUAUAUGUCACCCAGUAUAUUCAACACCAGAAAGUCGUACGGCACUCCUCACUAUAGCAACAGCUACUGAUGGUAAUCCUUGUAUUGCUGUUUAUGAGCCACCUACGACGUCAACAGAAGGACGAUUAUGUUUAGACUGUGGCUUUACCAAACUAUAUAUCGAUUGGGAUUCUGCAGGCACAGGACGUUAUAUUAUUAACACCAGUUGUUGGUUAUUAGGAAUCGAAAAACGUUUGAAAUAG